AUGAUCAUGUUCAAUAUUGAAUUAUUUGAUCUGGAUCAAAACUCAUUCAUAGAUCUCAUAAUGAAUAGAUCGAUACCAUUGAAACCAAUGAAAGAACCUGAAUUAUUUGAUAUAACAAAUCAAUUAAAAUUAUGGGCAAUUAAUAUGUAUCAUUUAACAGCAACAAAAGAUCAAAAGAAAUAUGAUCCAAUUGAAUUAAUAUUACGUAUUCUAUGGGAUGAUAUACAUGUGAAUAAUGAGAAACCAGAAUAUUAUGAUAAUAAUCGAAUAAAAUUACCUAAAUCUAAUAUAUUAUUCUCUACAACAUUUAAAAAUAAUACAGAUUCUGAACAAGAAUAUAAUUUUCAUACAGAACGUUGUACUCGAUCAAUCAUUGAAAUUGAAAUACAAAAAGGUGUGAUAUUAACAAAAGAAUUAUCAUUGAAAUUAGCGUUGCCUAAUUCAAUUCUCGAAGCAAAUGCUGGAUUUAAACAUGAAAUUUCAAUUGGAUCAUCAACAAGACAAUCAACUGAAGAAGAACUUGCAUGGGGUGUAGAUACACGUAUUACAGUACCACCAAGACAUUCUGCUUUCGCUGAGGUAAAAAUUGAAGAAGAAGAAAUGAAUUGUUGUUUUCGUUUAAAAACAUCAAUGUAUGGACGAAUACGAAUAUUAUUCUUAGAUCCUAUACAUGAUAAUACAUUAAUUAAAUAUGUUGAAGGUGACUUAGGUACAAUUAUACAAGAAUCAUUAAAAUCUGAUCGUUUUAAACAAAAUAAUCAUGAACAAAAUUCUUAUUUAUGGACUGAAUCAAUGGCAAAUUCAAAUCAACGUAUAUUUUAUAUAGAAACAAUAGGAAAAUGUAAAUUUCGUUUUGGUGUACAUCAAUUUGUUGAAGUUAAUCAAAAAGUACAUUUAGAAAAUAAUUAUAAUAAUAAUAACUGA
This is a messenger RNA of Schistosoma curassoni, 924 nucleotides long. The record is from the annotation of a GenBank genome assembly. NCBI's taxonomy places the organism in Eukaryota, Metazoa, Platyhelminthes, Trematoda, Strigeidida, Schistosomatidae.